Messenger RNA from Cygnus olor (mute swan), 1581 nucleotides. It is a transcript of the gene SPMIP4, whose product is annotated as chromosome 2 C7orf31 homolog. NCBI's taxonomy places the organism in Eukaryota, Metazoa, Chordata, Aves, Anseriformes, Anatidae. The record is from RefSeq and is a predicted model, not a curated record. The transcript is spliced from 11 exons. Gene Ontology annotation, cellular component: centrosome.
AUGGAGAAGUGUAGAGUCCUGCACCUGGGGAUGAAAAACCUCAAGCACCAGUACAUGCUGGGGGUACAUCUGGAAAGGAGCUUUGCAGAUGAAGAGCUAGGGGUCCUGGUGAACACCGUGUUGAACAUGAGGCAAUAUAAAAAGUUCAGGGAAUCCCUUUCCUGCUUCAAGCUUCCUGGGGGAAUACAAAGUGUGCAUGGGGGAACUGCAUUACCUGUAUUACCAGAAGACUAGAGGGCAAAGGGCAAGUCUCCAUGCACAUUUGUUAGAGGACAUCAACGUUUUGGUAGUGCUGUUGACCCUCGUCCAAGGAACCUUCCCAUUGAGCAGUACUAUGAUGUCAUCCUGCUGAAAAAAAGUGAUGUGCGUAUGAAUGACGAUCUGCUUCGUAAGCCACCAAGCAGUUUGGCUAAACCGCUGUGACUGCCAUUUCCCACUUCUCAUCCCUACCAGACACACAUCUCUACGUAUGCCAUGUUCCCAAACUUCAGAUCACCUGAGGAUCGAGACACUGGGAUCGAUGCAAGCAAUCAUCAGCCUUUCCACCCCAAUAUCCCUAGCAAUCCUUAUGAUGUGGUUGUUCUAAGGAAGACCAAAGAAAGAUCAUUGGAGGCCAACAUCUAUUUCCAUUUGCUGAGGAAAAGGGUCAAAUAUACUAUCCAAAUCCAAUAUACUAUCCAAUCCAAGAUGGUGGCCCCUAAUUCCACUUUUAAAGAGCUAGAACAUAACCUCUCUCCAAGAACAACCAACAUGCUACGAAACACUCAAAGGGCUCAGGGGAUCACAACCUACAGUCGGAACUUCACAGGAAGAGGUCCUAUGAAUCCCCUUAUACUGCAUGACUAUAUCGUGAAAGCAGUUGGCAGACUAACUGGAGAACUAGGUACAGACGUGGAACUUAAAGAAACAUUUCUGUCUAGUCUCUCUCAAGUGAGACCUCUUGAAGGCCGCACUGCACGUUUACUUCAAGGCCGAUGUCCCCACGAAUCUAUUCUGCAAGAACAGUGCUCCUGCCAGGAGCAGGCCCAACUGCCUCGCCGGUGUUACCAGAAAGAUCAUUAUCUGGAUACAGGGCUGCCAAUAAACGAAUUUCAGAAAAUCGCUGACACGAUUUGGCAAACAGAAGCACUGUACAAGAGGCAGUUUUCAGGAAUGUCUGAACUUGAAUCCCUUCCAAAAUCUGCACAUUCCCUUUUCUGUGAAGAUUUCAAGCCCAAACAUUUGGACCAACAUACAGUAUGGGAAAACCCAGUUAGCCUAAAUAAACCAGUCUUACCACAGGAUGUAAACAGCGAGGGAAGAAGAAUUGAAUUGCACGACCUCUGGUAUGAAGAAGCAAGUUAGCCUGCAUGGAGACCAGAGAGGCAAAUAGAGACAGCACUGCCUGAAUGGAUCCCUGGCUAUGAGGUUCUUGAGCGCCAGACAGCACUGCUGGAGCUGCAGGAUUCCUUCUCUAAGACAGCAGCACUAAAGCAUUUUCAUGAUUCUAUAAAUGGAGAGACAAAAGAUCUCAGAGAUAACAUUAUUGAGGGAAGGAGACACAAAUUCUAUGGAUUCAAUGCUUUUUAUUUCCAUAACUGA